Chara braunii is the source of this 4308-nucleotide messenger RNA. NCBI's taxonomy places the organism in Eukaryota, Viridiplantae, Streptophyta, Charophyceae, Charales, Characeae. The record is from the annotation of a GenBank genome assembly.
CCGGUGUCUUCUUUUCGCCGUACAGUUUUUUUCUUCUGUGGUAGCGGUGCCGGCGUGGUUUGGUCCCUUCCACGACCUCGUCGGUCGUCUCGAGUGCCUGCCUCAUUGGGUGCUGAUUUUACCGAACCUCUAGCGGGGUACGGCAAAGUCCGACUCUAAUUCAACCCACCGCAGCCACUCUUGCCAAGGCGAGAAAUCACUCUUGGUUACGAGGACAACUGCUUGGUGCGCGACUUGCGCGUCCUUGUUACGUCGCUACCGCCACCAUUGCCGGCCUCUCGGAGCUUGCUGUGACAUGGUUCCUGUUUUCCCAGUGACAUUUUGCAGUGUGAUAUCGGAGCCCAUCGACUUCCACGUCCGUCGAGUGAGCGUGCAAUAGAUAACGUGGUGCCGAGUUUAGGGGAGCUGCUCGCGUAGUCUGGAGUAAGUGACGGUAACGAAGGAGUGGAUAGAUUCGAGUGUGUGGAAGAACUUGAGACGCGGAUGCAGUUCGACCAAAAGAUUGGCAGUGUCAUGGCCUGUAGUGUUGGGUGAUCCAGAGGGGUCUGCGACCGGGAACUCGCAGAGAGAGUUGUGCGCUUGGUGUUUGCGUGCGGGGGAGAGAGAGAGAGAGAGAGAGAGAGUUUAUGGCGUUGGCGGCGACGGCCCUUGGGUAGCUAGGGAAGUACAAGACGGAUGCACAUCUCGAUAUCCUGUUUUGUAUGCCCGUGUUUACGCGUGCAAGCUGAGCUUUGAUUGAGUACUGCACGCACGACAUACAGUCACUCACAGACACGGGGGGGGCGAGAGAGAGAGACAGAGAGAGAGAGAGAGAGAGAGAGAGAGAGAGAGAGAGAGAGAGAGAGAGAGAGAGAGAAGACUCGUGUGCAGGGGAACGACGACGGCGACGCGAACAAAUUUAGGCAGCGGAAGAGGAGGAAUUGCUGCAACUAAUCAAAGGUGGGGCUGGAGGGGGCUAUUACCAUGAGUGGGAGUGGGAGCCAGCCGCAGUUUCGGUACACGCAGCCGCCAUCGAAGGUGAUACACAUCCGGAAUCUCCCAUGGGAGUGUACGGAAGAGGAGCUCUUGGAACUUUGUAAGCCUUUUGGCAGAGUCGUUAAUACCAAGCUGAAUGUUGGCGCGAACCACAACCAAGCCUUCGUGGAGAUGGCGGACCUCAAUCAGGCCAUCGCCAUGGUGUCGUACUUUGCUUCGUCCUCCGAGCCAGCCCAGGUUAGGGGGAAAGCUGUUUAUCUUCAGUACUCCACGAGGCAAGAGAUUGUGACGAGCAAGAAUUCCGGUGACGUCGCCAGUAAUGUACUCCUGGUCACCAUCGAGGGAGUCGAGGAUGGCCAAGUGAGCAUCGAUGUUCUGCAUCUCGUAUUUUCUGCGUUUGGAUUUGUGCACAAGAUUGCAACGUUUGAAAAGAGUGCAGGAUUUCAGGAACCACAAAUGGGAGUUGAUCAGCACGGUCUUGCGGUGCGGACGAGUGAGCGACAGCGACGCAAAAAGGCACUCGUGCAGUUUGGCGAUGCGGCAACUGCAGCAUCAGCAAAAGCAGCGUUGGAGGGCAGAAGUAUACCGAGGUACCUUUUGCCAGAUAAUGCUGGGCCAUGCUCGCUAAGAAUUUCAUUUUCAGCUCACAAUGACUUGAAUGUCAAGUUUCAAAGUCAUAGGAGCAGGGAUUAUACAAACCCUUAUUUGCCUGUUGCUGCUUCAGCCACUGAUGGAGGUGCUCAGAAGAGGGAGCCAGAGAGCAACGUGCUCCUCGUAUCGAUUGAGAACAUGCAGUACGCUGUUACCAUAGAUGUUUUGCAUACGGUCUUCUCAGCUUUUGGUCCUGUGCAAAAGAUUGCUAUCUUCGAGAAAAGUGCAGGUUUUCAAGCCCUAGUGCAAUAUCCAGACAUUCCGACUGCUGUUCAAGCGAAGGAGUCCCUUGAGGGCCACUGCAUAUAUGACGGAGGAUUCUGCAAGCUCCGGCUCUCCUUUUCACGGCAUACAGACUUGAAUGUUAAGGUGAACAAUGAAAGGAGCCGCGACUACACAAAUCCAAACCUACCCUCCACGCCAACUGGACCCGGGCAGCGGACAAUGCCAACGACUCCAGUUUCCAUCGAUUCACCUCUGAUCGAUUCGACUCCUGUUUACACUCCUUCCUAUCAGCCCAGUCAGUACACGUCGCCGAUGCCUUUGACAGUUGAUGGCGUUGCACAGCCCGUAACUGGCUGGGACUAUGAACAGGCACACGCAAUCGCGGCCAAGGGUCAAGGACCGCCCGGGCCUCCACCUCCUGGCCCCUUGCAUUCUUAUGGAUCAGCAGGUAUGCCCCCUCCCCCACCUCUUCAUCUCCAGGGGGGCUUGACGGGAGGUCCUCCCCCCCAACAUCUUGGUCCUAACCUGGGCCCAGGUUUGAUGGCUCCACCGGGGCCUCCUGGACAUCUUGGACCGCCGCCCCCUCCCCCUCAUGGAAUGCCCUUGUAUGGCCCUCCAAUGCCACAAGGUCCUGGAAUGGGGAUGCCCACGAACGGUACCCCUAAUUAUGGUUAUAUGUGAUUUAGGUAGGCCGUUGUGUUUUGAAGGGGAAGUCCUUUUUAGACUGUGUGCGGAACCCUCUUUCUUUACGUGGGGCGUUUCUUUCCGUGACCGGCAUCUUCACGUGGAUGCUGGGACAAGAAAGUAGUGUAUCUUAUUCGGUGAUCUUCACGUUGUGUGUGUAGCCUGCAGCAGCAAUGACCUCGAUGAGUGACAUUCGGUAGUGUUUGAGGUAUAGCUGCUCUGCCGGUUAAUGUACAGACUGAGGCAGGGUAUAGGAUGGUUCAGCUCCUGGAGGCUCGAAGUUGUAAGGUGAGAGAAAUAUCUUUUUUCAUUCAUCAGGUUGCCUUUCGGGGAGUGGUCGGAUACAUAUGAACCCACUCUUACUUCACUCUUUUCUUCAAUUUUUUGCCUGCUAUAUUUUCAUAAGCAAUUGAAGGACUGUUUUGUCUUGAAACGACGACUUCCGCAAACGGUAUGUUGCUUUGAAAUGCUAUAUGCGAGAGGGGGAAGUGCAUCAUCAGUUUGCUUGUAAUGCUUGCGACUCCAACCUGUCUCGUCAAUGGUCAACGUAAUGACAGGUUUUACCUGUGUAUCCCUGUGCAGAUUUUUUUGAUUCACUGCCAUCCCAAGUCUCCUACCUCUUUUUAUGACACAGCUGUGAUGACCCCACAGCAAUAUCCGAAUCACAUUUUGAAAGGAUUGUGACGCCCAUUUUGCAAAUAUGUGCAUGGGGUCGGCUGCAGCCUUGUCGGGCUUGUGUUGCUUUCAUGCGCAAUUUUUCAAUUACAUACCUCCCUCUGCAGUUGUGCUGUGCCCAGCUUGAAAGUUGGCCAGUUGAAUAUGUGUCUUGCUCCUGCUGUCUGUUGUGAUGGUAGCCUUGAUUGCAUACUGAGCAGGGUUUUGAUGAUCUGACUCGCUGGCGAUGGCAGUUUUGGUCGACUGCCAGCCACUUGCAUCCAUGCGUCGCUAGGGUAAAAUACUUCACUGUGUUUACGGUUGGCAGGAAGAAGGACAUGCAAUGGAGGGAGGGAGGAUGGGGGGUUUAAGCAUCCAGCAGCAGGGGGUUCGAAUCUUUAUCCAUUUUUCCCAUGAUGCUGAAGUAAGUCCUGGGCAAGAAAUGCUUGGCGAGAAGACGACUUGUAAGUUGAACGCUAGGUCGCAUCCGGAUCAAGGUAGGCAUCGGUUGGGAGAUGAUUGAUAUUAAGUGCAGAAAGGAGGGUGUGUGUGCUUGUUCCUGACAAGCGGGAUUUCCUGAUUCAGCGUUUUGAUCAUCCUUGUACCACUGUGCUUGUGCGCAUACUGCAAAGUUGUUUCGGUGCUCUCAACUCUUGCGAAGGUUGAUCAGCGCUUGCCUUGGGAAUGUUUUUCCUUGUUCAUGCUCCAUCGUCAUUUAGUGAAAACGUUUUUCCAGAUCUUGGUUGCCGAUAAGCUCUAGAAGGGGUGAAAGGUCUUUUCUCCUGUAUGGUGUUGAUUGUGUUCUGCUCUGUUAUAAAGUCCAGUGCUGAUCAAGUUCGUAGGAGAUGAGCCGCAUCUCUUUUCUGUUAAUAACUGUGGUAUACUAAUGGCUUUUGCUUCGAUCGGUCCAGAUGCGUGUUAUCUUUCUCUGUCUCGUGCUUUUUUGCCUUUUUUAAUCAGCAUAAGUUUAGGAAUAAACAGGCUCUCUACUUGGUAGAGUUUUGUAAAGAUUCUCCCUCCCUUCCCCCUCUCCCCCCCCCCGAGCAAGGAAGUUUCAGGGCCAGGGCCAAACCUCUUUUCGUUAGAGCCUGCUCCAAAAAGUAAAGAGUGGAGGGUAAC